AUGCAAUAUGGAACAGCGCAAGAAAGAAGGUUAUUUCUAAUGAGUAAUACGAUGCAACAUAAUGACUCCCUCCUCCGUUUUAUGACCUGUGGUUCUGUCGAUGACGGCAAAAGCACAUUGAUUGGCCGUUUGCUAUUUGACACCAAAACUAUUUUGGCCGACACACUGACCAAUAUUUCUAACACAUCUAAAAAACGUGGCAUGGAAGCGGUCGAUUUGUCGCUACUCACCGAUGGUUUACAAGCAGAGCGCGAGCAAGGCAUUACCAUCGACGUGGCUUACCGUUAUUUCAGCACGGGCACACGCAAAUAUAUUAUUGCCGACGCGCCUGGCCAUGAGCAAUAUACCCGCAAUAUGGUGACCGCAGCCUCUACUGCUAAUCUCGCCAUUAUUUUGAUUGAUGCUCGCCGAGGCGUGCUGACGCAAACCCGUCGCCAUAGCUAUUUAGCGCACUUGGUAGGCAUUCAGCAUAUAGUCGUCGCUGUCAAUAAGAUGGAUUUAGUCAAUUACGACCAAGCCAUUUAUGACAAAAUUUGUGCAGAUUAUUUAGCUUUUGCCAAAGAAAUUGGCUUAGCUCAAGCCAGAGACAUUCGCUUUAUCCCCAUGUCUGCGCUCAAUGGCGACAUGCUG
Molecule: messenger RNA, 630 nt
Organism: Darwinula stevensoni
Lineage: Eukaryota; Metazoa; Arthropoda; Ostracoda; Podocopida; Darwinulidae
Source: the annotation of a GenBank genome assembly